Molecule: messenger RNA, 1080 nt
Organism: Dictyostelium purpureum
Lineage: Eukaryota; Evosea; Eumycetozoa; Dictyosteliales; Dictyosteliaceae
Exons: 5
Coding region: 1-1080 (359 amino acids)
Molecular function (GO): nucleic acid binding
Source: RefSeq, a predicted model, not a curated record
AUGGAUUUGGAACAACAUCAUACAAGUCAUUCGCAUUCAGCAAAGAUAGUGAAACAAUAUUUAGAAGAAAAUAAUAUACAAGUUUAUCCAUUACCACCCUACAGUCUAGAUAUUAAUAUAAUUGAAAAUCUUUGGUCAAUUGUUAAAGAAAGGGUAUCAAAAAAGAUGUUUCAUGACCCAUCACAAGACCAAGUUCAGGUAUGUCAAGAUGCAUAUCAUUCAAUAGAAAAAUCAAUUAUAAAAUCAUUAUAUGAAUCACUCCCUGACCGAAUAGAUGCCAUAUUAAAAGCACAUAUAGGGACCAUCACUGAUGCGGGUGCUGCUGCAGGUUGUGCUGAUACAGGUGGUUCUACUGCGGGUGGUGAAAGUGGCACUAGUGGGACAGGUGGUACAGGUGGUACAGGUGGCACAUCAACAAGUGGAUCAACAGGUAUAAUAGCAGGUAACUCUUCAGACGCAUCAGAGGACUCUUCAAAAGGUUCAUCAGAUAGCAGAUCAUCAUCAGCCAAAUUAGCCCAAGAAGAUAUUCAAUCCGAAAAUCACAAUAUUAAAUCAGAGAUUAUAAUUCUUCAAGAUAAAUUCAGUAAAGAAUCUUUCAACAUUGGUCAUGAUACUCUAGUUGGUAUAUCAGAAGUUUCACCGAGUUCUCAUACUGAUAGAGGGGAUAGAUCCAUCAACAUUGGUUUUUCAAAGAAAUUGAUUAAAAGCAUGAAAUCGAAUGUUGGUAGUUCAAAUGCAGGUGCUAAUGGUUCACCAAUCAUCCUAUUGAAUACUUCAGAAGAAAUCAAUGGUGAUAGAAUCAAAGAGAUUGAACAUGAAUCUGAAAGUUAUAGAAUUGCAAAAAAGAAUUUAGCAAUGGAAAAAGAUUUAGAAACAAAUCUUCUACCUUUAAAAUUUAGUACACUCAAAGAAUCACUCUUAAGAGAUCUCAAAAAUAGAUAUAAUAUAGCAACUAAUGAAAGAAGAAAGAGAAAAGAAAAAGAAAAAAAAAAGGAAAAAGGAGGGGAAAAAGAAAACAUAGAGACAGAUAGGGAUAGGGACAGAAAUAGGGAUAGAGACAGAGAAAGGUCAAAGAAUUAA